This is a messenger RNA of Guillardia theta CCMP2712, 1356 nucleotides long. RefSeq lists its product as hypothetical. The transcript has 5 exons. The record is from RefSeq and is a predicted model, not a curated record. NCBI's taxonomy places the organism in Eukaryota, Cryptophyceae, Pyrenomonadales, Geminigeraceae. Bases 1 to 1356 code for a protein of 451 amino acids.
AUGCAGAUCUGGAAGGUUUUGAUCGUUGUCUCUGCCAUCCUCUGCCAGCAGGAUGACGGAGUUGGUGCUGACUCACUCACCAAGUUGCCGACAAUCGUAUACGGAAACAAGAAUGUUCCUAUCACCUUGGUGGAACUGCAGGGGCACGAGCAAUGUCAGGUUACAAGGCUUGUGUUGCGAGGGGGGACACGGUUUGCAGGAGGAAGGCGGAAGAAGGACUGGCAGCUCUCUCACAGCUCAGAAGACGACACUUCCUGCGAUCCGGACUGGAGCUCGGUCUGGAAAGAAGAGAAGCGCAGGGAGGCUCCGAAGCCCAAGUGGCUGGAUCUGAUUUCAGACAAGGAAAGCAUCGAUCGGGGUGACAGUAGCUAUGAAGGAGACAUUGCCAAGGCUGUGAGGAAAGACCUUGAGAACCUCUGUGCUAAGAGAGCUCUGAAAGGUCGCCCUAAACCUCCCAGCGUCAAGCGCGUAACUACCAAGCGGGCAUCGAACACAAACCCCAGGAGCAGACAGCCUCCGUUGGUUGCAGCGCGAAAACCAGCGCCGAGAAUGACAAGAAGCGGGCAGCUUUCUCCGAGAUGGGGGACGCGUGCGAACGACGCGCUGGCAGCAGCAUUGCGGGGAAAAAAGCAGGUUUCUCGAAAUGUCAAGAAGAUUGAGCACGAGUGGGACAUCAGUUCAGACUUUUCUCCGUCAGAAGAGCUGAAAGUUCCAGCACUGACGAACGGCAAGAAGGGUUUUCCAUCAACUUGUGUCAAGCUCAAUCUUGAAUCGCCUCAAGCUGCCGACAUCUAUGAUGACUUUUUAAAGACAGAUCAUGUCCCUUCAAACUCCAAGGCGACUAGUUUUACAAAAAGUUCUGCAACGAAGAAGAGGUCUGUCGAAAUUGUGCCUGGCUCAAAGAAAGGGAGUGAGAAAGCGUCUUCAAAUCAUGUUGUCUUGCAACCCGAGAAUGUGACACCGAAUUCUGCUCUGCUCUGCCGACAUGUCUCUUCCUCAAGAGCUGAUUCGUGGACUGCAAUGUCAGCCCUCGAACCUGUCCAGGUCUCUAAGAAAAUCUCCCCCUUCGAGGGGGACCAGGACGACGACCUUAGCAUCAACCUGGACCAGAAGAAUGAAAGCGCUGCCAUCGAUCAAGUGGAGCAAUUUCCCCUAGAGGACACGACAUCUGUUGAGCAGGGUAUCAGAAGCAAACUUGUGGCCUCGCACAAGGACGAGCCCGAAUAUGAGUAUGCAGUGAAGAGUGCGAUGUCAGCAGAAGAAGUCGUCUCUGCCCUGAAUGAUGUGGUGAAAAAAUCGAAUGACGACGGCAAGGUGCUUCUUCUCGACGCGAACAAGAGGCGUGUAUCUGCAUGA